AUGCACUUAUCUGCUUCUUCUUCUGUUUACUCAGGAAUAACCGUGUUUAUCAAUAUUUGGGCUCUUCACCACAACCCCUAUUUCUGGGAAGACCCUAAGGUCUUUAACCCCUUGAGAUUCUCCAGGGAAAAUUCUGACAAAAUACAUCCCUAUACCUUCAUACCCUUUUCAGCUGGAUCAAGGAGCUGCAUUGGGCAGCACUUUGCCAUGACUGAGUGUAAAGCGGCCGUGGCAUUGACUCUGCUCCGCUUCGAGCUGGCUCCAGAACACUCAAGGCCUCCCCAACUUGUUCGUCAAGUUGUCCUCAAGUCCAAGAAUGGAAUCCAUAUGUUUGUUUAAAAAGUUGGCUAAUUUUAAGUCCUUUCAUAUAAGAAUUAAUGAGGCAAUUUCCCUACCAGAAGAAUGAAAAGAUAAAUACAAUACAAAAUAUAUCCAUAUGGUUUUCUGACAAAUUAUAUAAUUAAGGAUACUUCUGAAUGGUUUUAACAUCCAUUAACAGUAAGUCUGAUUUUCUUGCUGAAUCAUUUAGACAGCCUUUUAUUGAAACCCACAAAAAUACCUGAAAAAACUCAAGCUGACUUCCACUGCAAAGGAAAAUUAUUGGCUUGUGGUAGGGUGGCUUUCAAGCCAUAGUUUGAGCAAGGCUCCACUUAAUAUCUGCAUUACUUUUACCUCUGCAAAUAUCUGCAUGAUAGCUUUAUUCCCAGUUAUUUUCCCUCAUAAUAAAAAGCAUCUGCCAC
Messenger RNA from Saimiri boliviensis boliviensis (Bolivian squirrel monkey), 740 nucleotides. The record is from RefSeq and is a predicted model, not a curated record. NCBI's taxonomy places the organism in Eukaryota, Metazoa, Chordata, Mammalia, Primates, Cebidae.